Molecule: messenger RNA, 2820 nt
Organism: Closterium sp. Naga37s-1
Lineage: Eukaryota; Viridiplantae; Streptophyta; Zygnematophyceae; Desmidiales; Closteriaceae
Source: the annotation of a GenBank genome assembly
AUGGUCAAGCGGAUGUUUCCGCCUCAUCCGGGGGGUGGUUUCAAGGGGUUCUGGGGAGUGGGCGGCGGGGGAGGGGGGAGCGUGGGGAGCGGAGGCGGCGCAGGGGGAGGGGGAGGCGGGGGGAGUGUGAAGACGGAGGUACUGGCGUUUGAGAUAGGCAGUGUGAUGAGACGGUCGCUGGAGAUAUAUGACUGCAUGGGCGAGAAGACACUUGCCUCCCUGCGAUCCAACCUCCAGGCACCGGGAGUGGUGACCCUCAUCUCCAGUGACCUCAGACUGCUCUGGAACCUCGCAGGGGUGGAGAAGCUGUUGGAGUUGCAGCGGGUGGCGGCGCGCGUGGCAGUGCUGGGGCGCAAGUGCCGCAGUGCACGCCUGCACACGCUGGGAGACCUCUUCCCGCUGCUGCUCUCCCCUGAUUCCGACCUCUCGCACUUUGCUGUCUCCCCCGCUGAAGCCGACUCACUCGUCAAGUUCAUGAAGGAGCAAGCGGAGGCCACAGAGCGUCUCAAGUCAGAGAUGGAAGCCAUUCAACAGCUGCACCACCGCAUUCAGGAGUAUGGAGAGUGGAACAAGCUGCAAGACAUGGUGGCACAGGGCAAGUCAGUGGAGAAGCUACAGUCGCACUGCCUCUGGUCCUUUGACCUCGACUACCUGCUGCAGUUGAUAGUAGCGGCACUCUGCAUGAUCCGUUGCCGCAUCUUCGCCUCCUUCGGCCCGCCGCCCUCCUCCGCGUCCCCCUCGGCGCCGUCGCUGGCAGUGGGGUCGCUGGGCGCGUGGGGUCUAGCGCUGCACUACGCCAACGUGGUGGUGCUGCUGGAAAGGAUUAUUCAGCAGCCAGACGCUGUCAUGGGCCCCACCAGGGACGAGCUGUACGACAUGCUACCGCGCAGCAUACAGCACGCGCUGCGCUGCCAGCUGCAGGACCCCGAGAACUUCCUCCCGGACGGGCGCGUAGAGUCGAACCUCAAGCGCGGGCUGCUGCUGCUGCCCACCAUGGCGCACAACACCAUCUUCUGGCAGUCGCUGCACACGCCGGGCACGCUCAUGGGCGCCGAUGAAGUCGUGUUUCAAGUGCAGACGUUCUACUACGCGUGCAAGGAGGCAGUAGACUUAGCUCUCAUAGACGUGCUCCUAGGCCCAUCCCACAGCACCGCGUGUGUCAUGUGUCAACCGUACCUUUUCCAAACCCACCCCUCCUUCCACUUUCCCCCCCACCACCACCAGACGUUCUACUACGCAUGCAAGGAGGCAGUAGACGCAGCUCUCAUAGACGUUCUUCUGGGCCUGUGCCGCAUAUGCGGGGUAGAGGAGCCCAUCUCAGGGCCCUUCGCGCCCUCCGACCCCAUCCCCGCCUCCGUCUCCUCCAACCCCUCCUCCUCCUCCACCUUCUCUCCGCGGUCCCUCGACUCUUCUACAGCCAGCAGCGGGGGCGGGAGCUUUAGGAAAGGUGGGGGAGGGUAUGGAGGGAGUGGUGACGGGGGUGGGAUUGGGGGGUAUGAGGAGACGGAUGAGCAGUUUUUGGCGAAGUAUGGAGGGGGGGCGAGCAGGGGGGUUAGUAGUGCGUCUGUGGAGGGGUGGGGGGGAUGGGAGGAUGUUCCGAGAAUACUCAGUUCGGGUGAAGGGGCAGGCAAGAGCACGAGAAGGACAGAGAGGAGAGACGGGAGAGACGGGAGAGAGACUGAAACAGCAAGGCAGUUUGAACAUGGGCUGGCAGCAGCAGGGAGUGCAGACGAUGGCAGAGGGGAAGGACGAGGCGACGGGGGAUUUGCAGGUUUGGGAGAGAGAGGGACGGGAGAGGGCGAGCGAGCAGAGAGGGGCGGGAAGGGGGGAGCAUCAGGCAGAGGAGGAGCAGGUGGUGGGCAGACAGGGGCCGACUGGUGGGAGGCUGGGAAGGAGAAGAGCAAGAAGGGCGCAUUGGGGGGCAGUAGCAGUGGGAUGGGGGGCGGGGGCGGAGGCGCGAGCACUGGUGGGGGCGGGGGUGCGGGCGGGGGUGGAGGUGGGAGGCUUAAGGCGGUGGCAUUAGACACGAGCAGCAGCGGUCGCAUGUCCCGCUCGCCUCUGCGCAUGGUCACUGCCGUUCUCUCCCGCAACCGCGCCACCACCACCAGCAGCAGCAGCGGAGCCGGCACUCCCGGCACUCCCGGCGCUUCCAGCAGCAGCAGCAGCAGCAGGAGGGUGUUUGUGGAGCGGAGUUGGAGCGAGGGAGGGGUGGUGACGCGUGCAGAUAGUGAGGAGCGCGGGGUGGCGCGAGUGAACAGCAGCGGUAGCCUGUGGGGUGAAUCAGAUGCUGAUCUUGCUACGGCGGCUGCAGCGGCAGCAGCAUUCGUCGCUGCUGGCCGGGCUGCUGCUGGUAAUAGCACUGGCGCUGGCGCUGGCACUGCAAACGGAGCUGCUGCUGCAGAUGAUGGAUGGUCGGACUCUGAUCCCUUGGCGCAGCUACCAGCUCUAGAAGACCUCAAACACACCAUGCUCGCCUCUUCCGCUGCUGGUAAAGCCGGCGCUGGUGCCUCUUCUGGGGGCAGCAGCAGACGGGCCCUGCCCCUGCCACUCCAAAGAGAGGCUUCUGGAAAGGAGGGAGUGAGAAGGAGCGGCGGAGAGAUCGGGGAUUGGAUUCGGAUCAUGCGUAUCAAGGGCAGACGGUUGGGACUCCUCGCGUUUCUGGCCGGCGAACGGUUGGGGAGGGAGAAGGAGGAGGGGGAGGAGGAGGGAGGAGUGGGGGAGGGGAGGGGAAAAGCGUUCGCUCUGCGGCGUCGGCUGCAGCUGCGGCUGCGGCUGCAGCGGCAGCGGCAGUGGCAGCAGCAGCUAGUAAAAGCCCGCUGA